CUUUACAAAACCAAUGUUUGCAAAAGCAGAUUUUUAUAUUGGGUUUUUAUUCUAGUCUCGUGUGAGAGAAAAAUGGCUUGAAAGCCUUGAAUCGAUCAUUUCCGCCCGUGAAAUCUCCAAAACCCCUAGAUUUGUCUGAGUAGUUCUGGUUUCAAAGUUGAAAAGAACUUCAUAAUCAGUGUUUUCUUGGUGUAUCAAUGUAGUAGUUAUCCAUCCAGCAAAUCCAAUUUUUUGAGUUUGUGCUUGAAGAAAUUUUGAUGUUGUAUGUAGAACAUACAGGCUUGGAGAAGGCACUGUGGAACACCUCUUCUUCAAUCUACUUUUGUUCUUUCAUUGGACGCCUUCCUCCAUUACAACUACUGACGACUUACCCCUUUCGGAGAACAUCAUCGUCCAAUUGGAAAGCGUUUUAACCAACUGCUACUUCAUUAUCAAGGAAAAGAACAGUCUAAGCACAUAUGGGGCGUAAAGGGAAUCCUAUUGCAGUAAGACUUGAUGUGAAUCUUAAGUCAGAUUCAAGUUGGUUCAGUGAUUAUUAUUAUGGGAAAUUAGUGUAUCAAGAUGUCAGUCUGAGAUCUUAUCUCGGUUCGAUACGUCCACCUACGAAAAAGACCUUUGGCUUUCGUCUCGGAAAGUGUGUUAUUCAACAUUUCCCCAAAGUAACGGUUGUUCAUAACUUCCUUCCACAUCGACCAAAGACACUAGAUCGCAAGUCCACCUCAAAGGGUCAGUGGUGGGCAUUUGGGAAGGUCAAAUCAAUCGAGCACAGUGAUACAGAAGGAAACGAAGUAAGGGAUGCAGGGAAAAGAGUCAAGUCAGUCGCGGCCAACAACCAGAAAAAAAAGCUGGGUCAGUCAAAUCCAUUGAGAGAACUUCGUGUCAGCGGGGCCCUAGGACCAAAGGCCGGAAAUGACGUAGCCUUCCUGAGGGAUGACUCCUUCAAAAAAACGGAGUGCUUCAAGUUUUUUUUCCCAGAUAAGUCCAGCUCCUACGGUAAUCUACUGCAGAGGGUCCCUGCUGUACGCCCUUCCUUGAAUUAUUUGGUGAUGCAUGAUUUACUAAAUGCAAAGAACAAAAUGCAUUUUGAUCCCGUCAUGGCUCUGAAUCAUUUUGUGGCACGAGGACUGGCUGAACCAGCUACAGUAGAGGGAUCAGAAGGAGGGAGAUUAGAUCAGAGAAUACGUUCUCGCAUCGCUUUUUUGGUAGAAAACUCGAGCAGCAAGUCCUUGAGCGAGGACAAGUUGACCCACUUCAUUCACCAAGCUAAUGAUCUUCGUUUCGCAGGAACAAGAAAAAACAGUAUCUCACUCUUCCCUUUCUUUGGUGCUACCUUUUUUUUCCUAAGGGAUGGCGUGUAUAAGAAGCAUUUGAUUGAGGAUACUCGGGAACAAUUCCUAGGUCAAUUAAGAACCAAAUGUUGGAACCUCUUGGGUAAAGAGGUGAAAUUGAUAGACAAAGUCUUAGAACAGGGUGAAGUCGGAGAAUUGCUCAAGGGAGUCGAGAUGAUGACAGAGAUCAUCCUGAGAAACAGAAGAAUUCCGUAUGGGUACAACUCUUAUUUGAAUGAAGUGGAAAAAAUGCGAUCUUUUGUGUCUGAUAGAACUGGGGCUCAUACGUUGAUUGAGUCGGUGAAGAUCAAAUCCGUUUAUCAGAGUGCUUCUCUGAUUGCCCAAGACAUAGCUUUUCAAAUGAUGAACAGAAAAAGAACGUUCCGCUCCAUUUUUGGUCAAAUAGUAAAGGAAAUUCCAUUGGUCAUGCCAAAAGGGGUAGAUGGGAUUCGUGUUUGUGUUUCAGGUCGAUUAAGAGGUGCGGAAAUAGCUAGAAGUGAAUGUGGGAAGUAUGGAAAGACAUCUUGUAAUGUAUUUAACCAGAAAAUUGACUAUGCUUUGUCAGAAGUUUCUACUCGUUACGGAAUUUUAGGUGUCAAAGUGUGGAUCUCAUAUAGCCAAAGGAAGUAAGAAAAGGGGUCACUCCAAAAUGCUGAAUAAUAAGUGAGAAUCAAGAAGGAUCAGUGGCAGCUAACUGGAACUAAAGCUUUUGGAAUGAGGAGCACAGUUAAUCAGAAUUCACAAGGUCAUCAAUUUAGUUUUUUUUUUCUUUUUUUUUUUUUGUUGCAGAUUGGACUCUCUGGGCAUGUCCCUGCUUUGGUGCAUAGUGUUAGCUUAGGAUACAAUGAGAAGAUUGCACAGCUCUAUAGCCUAGUUUAGCUCCUUUUAAAGUCCGCCCCUGCCUAAAAUUGAACUUUAUUAUCGUCCAACUCAUUUAAAACAAUAAGAAGGGCACAUUGGUCCAGCGAGGGACGAAAUAAUAAUCUAUUUUUGACUUCUUCUUUGGGUUUUAGUGAAGUUUGGGUGGUCGCGGUGCUCCUUGUUCCCAGAAAUUUUUCCCAUUAAAGUUUUGUUCUCUUCUUUAUUCUCUGCCAUGUGUUUUGUUCUCUUGGUAUUUCAGAAAAUAGACUUCCCUCGAGAUAUUUGUAGGGAUUUUAAUUGUAACUUGUUUGAAUAACGGCCAGUGUUGUGGUAGUUACUUGCUGUACUUCUUCUUCUUAAA
This is a messenger RNA of Papaver somniferum (opium poppy), 2550 nucleotides long. RefSeq names its product ribosomal protein S3, mitochondrial-like. NCBI's taxonomy places the organism in Eukaryota, Viridiplantae, Streptophyta, Magnoliopsida, Ranunculales, Papaveraceae. Gene Ontology annotation, biological process: translation. The transcript has 4 exons. Gene Ontology annotation, molecular function: RNA binding; structural constituent of ribosome. Bases 459 to 1958 code for a protein of 499 amino acids. The record is from RefSeq and is a predicted model, not a curated record.